Molecule: messenger RNA, 2948 nt
Organism: Mastomys coucha (southern multimammate mouse)
Lineage: Eukaryota; Metazoa; Chordata; Mammalia; Rodentia; Muridae
Product: intercellular adhesion molecule 5
Exons: 8
Coding region: 210-1856 (548 amino acids)
Biological process (GO): cell-cell adhesion
Cellular component (GO): membrane
Molecular function (GO): integrin binding
Source: RefSeq, a predicted model, not a curated record
CAGAUCAGGGGACUUCUUGGUGCAGCACCGGCGCACAGCGCCCCUUGCAGGCGCGCAGACUCAACGGUUGGAGCACGUGGCGGUUUAGAGUUCUUUGGCGACGUCGCUGUUCAGGCUGAGGUCCCCAAGCAUCGAGGAGGAGGCCUCAGUGAGGCAAGAGGAACAAGACGACCGACCGCUCCGACUCACUUUUGGACUUUUUCCCAAGAAUGAAAAUGCUUCUGUUGGGUAUCUGGACACUGCUGGCCUUGAUCUCUUGUCCAGGGUCCACAAAAGAGCUGUUUCAGGUGUCUGUUCAUCCAGACCAGGCCCUGGUAGAGUUUGGACACUCCCUAACCAUCAACUGCAGCACCACCUGCCCAGACCCUGGGCCCAGUGGAAUCGACACCUUCUUAAAGAAAACCCAGCUAAGCAAAGGGUCCCAGUGGAAGGAGUUUCUCCUGGAGGACAUCACAGAGAGCUCUGUGCUGCAGUGUUUCUUCUCUUGUGCAGGGGUGCAGAAGGACACAGCGCUGGCCAUCACCAUGUACCGGCCACCAGAGCAGGUGAUUGUGGACCUGCAGCCUGAGUGGGUGGCCAUGGAUGAGGCCUUCACAGUGAGCUGUCACGUGCCUAGUGUGGCGCCCCUGCAGAGCCUCACCCUUACCCUCCUCCAGGGAGACCAAGAACUGCACAGAAAAGACUUCCUGAGCUUAACUUUGGUAUCCCAAAGAGCUGAGGUCACCGUCAAUGCCAGAGCCCACCGGGAGAAUGACAGGCACAAUUUCUCCUGCCGAGCAGAACUGGAUCUGAGCCCAUAUGGAGGGGGGUUGUUUCAUGGCAGCUCAGCCACCAAGGAACUCCGGAUCUUUGAAUUCUCUCAGAAUCCCCAGAUCUGGGUGCCUUCACUGCUGGAAGCUGGAAAGGCCGAGACUGUGAGCUGUGAGGUGACUAGAGUGUUUCCAGCCCAGGAAGCUGUCUUCCGAAUGUUCCUGGAAGACCAGGAGCUGAGCCCUUUCUCCUCCUGGAAGGAAGAUGCAGCAUGGGCCAGUGCCACCAUUCAGGCCAUGGAGACCGGUGACCGGGAACUGACCUGCCUUGUGUCUCUGGGUCCUGUGGAGCAGAAAACAAGGAAACCAGUGUAUGUCUACAGUUUCCCCCCACCAGUCCUGGAGAUAGAAGAUGCUUACCCUCUGGCAGGGACAGAUGUUAAUGUGACCUGCUCAGGUCAUGAGCUAACAUCACCUAGCCCUACUCUUCGGCUUCAAGGAUCCCUAAACCUCUCUGCCCCUGGGGAGCCUGCCUGGCUUCUGUUUACUGCCAGGGAGGAAGAUGACGGCCGAACUCUGUCCUGCGAGGCCUCUCUGGAGGUGAAGGGCCAGCGGCUGGUCAAAACCACCCAGAGCCAGAUUCAUGUCUUAUACAAGCCAAGAUUUCAGGAGUCCGGCUGCCCUGGCAACCAGAUAUGGGUAGAAGGGAUGGAUCAGAUGCUUGCCUGCAUCCCAGAGGGAAACCCUACCCCGGCUUUGGUGUGUGUCUGGAAUGGGAUGAUCUUUGACCUUGAUGUACCUCAGAAGGUCACCCAGAACCACACAGGAACCUACUGCUGCACAGCGACCAACCCACUAGGCUCCGUCAGCAAAGACAUCGCUGUUGUUGUCCAAGGCCUGCCUGAGGGAAUCAGCUCCUCCACAAUCUUCAUCAUCAUCAUCUUCACCCUGGGCAUGGCUGUGAUCACCAUAGCGUUAUACCUGAACUACCAGCCCUGCCAGAGAAACAGUAGGAAACGGACGCACAGGCAGAAGGAGCAGAGCAAAAGCGAGGAGAGCCAGUUCUCCGAUAUUCAGAUCGAGGAGUGCCACGCGCAUCUCUGCUGACCACAAACAGCUCUCUGCUGGAGUGUGACUUCAGCUACCAGAGUUUACAGGGACGCAAAAGCGGGCGGGCCCAGGGGGAAGGAGGAGACAGUGUGAGGCUUCAUUUCCUUGCAUUCCGUUGUCCCCCAAAACAGGGUUCCAGGGCCCCACGUGGCGUGCAGCCAGUCCAUCUGGAGCUCUGUUCUCUUUUGAGUUUAUUCCAGUUUGUAGACAUUUCAGUCUGACUGUUCCACCUGUGAGGCAUCCUCUCACUCUUACUCUGUAUUUAGUUCAUUCUCAGGCACACAGAAGGUCCUUCCCUUGCCCCUCAUUCCCACCGCCCACCUCUCAAACAGAAACAUCCUGGGGUGCAUUGCUCAGGGAUUCUGGGUGAGUAACUAGGAACUUAUUUCAUAGUUCAGGGACAAGACUUCAUAGGACAGGUAGCAGAUCAACAGGCAGGAAUUAGAACUCUUCCCCUGACCAUGGUCCCCUGCUCCCCAAACGGUGCCCGUUGACAUUAUAAGAGGUGCUGGCUGGUUAGGCUUCACCCUCAUAACUCUGCAAUUUCACUUUGGGACAGUGAAGUCACUUACCUAGUUUUCUAACAAAACAAAAAACCCAGGACUUACUAUGCAGCACAAGAUGACCUCAAACUUGUGAUCCCCCAGCCUCAGCCUCUGAGUGCUGGGAUUACAGGUAUGUAUCAUCACACCCUAACUAACUUUUGGAAGAAAAAGAUAGAGCACUUCCAUGAAAUUGCUCUUAGGGCGCCACACUCUGAAUUCCUUUCUGUUAGAGGUGGAGUCCCAAGUUUACUCUUCCCCUCCACAAGAAUUGCCUGUUUUUGUCAUCGUUGGUGCCACAGAGUCCCACCUGGGAUGGAAGUUCACAACCCCGUGGCAGUGUGCUUAACACACAGAUGGGUCUCUGUUCUGUCACCGGAAUUCUCUGUGACUGGUUCACCCAAUGCAGUAACAGCUCAGCCUCCUUCACCGUCCUUUGGAAGGACUGUGUCUGCCUAGGUGAUGGCUUGAAGAAAAUCCAGAGCUGUCAUGAAAUGUCUACGGAGACAUUAGCUGUGGCAAAAUAAAACAGGCUUUGUGAAUAUGA